UAUAUAUGUACAUAUAGUAAACACUUAAAAUACCUUCUUGUAAAGACCCAAAAGGCCUAGAGCUUAGAUAUUUUGCAUAAGGCAUUGUCUGGUAGACCUCUAUUCAGAUUGUUCAAAUUAUAGCCCUGGGGUCAAAAUCAGCCCUGCCCCGGGGGUCAUUGGUUUUCCUUAUAUGUAUAUAGUAAAAACUUUAUAGUAAAAAAAUUUCUUCUAGCAAUUGACAAAUGCUAGAGGUUAGAUAUUUUGCAUGAAACAUUGUGAAGUGAACUUCUAGCAAGAUUGUUCAAAUUAUAGCCCUGGGGUCAAAAUUGCCCCUGCCCCGGGGGUCAUUGAUUUUCAAUAUAUACAUACAUGUAUAGUAAAAAAUCAAAAAAUCUUAUUGUCUGAAGGUACAAGGCUUAGAGCUUGAAUAUUUGUUAAAUGAUAUCAUCUAUAGGUACUCUACCAAAGUUGUUCAAAUUUUGCCUCUUGUGUCAAAAUUAGCCCCGCCCCGUGGGCCAUAGGUUUUCCUUAUAUGUAUAUAGUAAAAACUUAAAAAAUCAUCUUCUCUAAAUUUACAAAGGCUAGAGUUAAGAUAUUUUGCAUGAAACAUUAUGUAGUGAACCUCUAGCAAGAUUGUACACAUUAUAGCCCUGGGGUCAAAAUUGGCCCCACCCCCAGGAGUCAUUGAUUUUCACUAUGUACAUAUAGUAAAAAAAUAAAAAAUAUUUUUGUCUGAAGGUACAAGGCAUAGAGCUUUGAUGUUUGCUAUAUAAUAUCAUCUAUGGGUUCUCUACUAAAGUUGUUUUAAUUAUGCCCCUAGUGUUAAAAUUGGCCCUGCCCAGGGGCAGUGAUUCUCAUUAUGUUCACAUAGUAAAAACAGAAAAUAAAACAAAUCUUUUCUGAAUGGGAGAAAGCUACAGCUUAGAUAUUUGACUUGAAAUGUUGUUUGGUGGACCUGUAUCAAGAUUGUUUUGAAUUAAGCCCUUGGGUCCAAAAUUUUGCCUUGCCCAAGGGGACAGUGACCUACUUUCUUGUCCUUUGAUGUACAGCAAUGAAAUUUUGACCAUGUGCACAGUUUUAGUUGUAAAAUUGAACUUUAAUAUCAGGUGACCUAGAUUUUGAUGAUGUGACCUACUUUCUUGUCCUUUUAUGUACAGCUAUAAAAUUUGAACCAUGUGUACAGAUUAAGAUGUUAAGUGAACUUUGAUUUCAGCUGACCUAGAUUUUGACAAAGUGUCUUACUGUGUUGUCCUUUGAUGUAGUCAUGAAAUUUAGGCUGUGUGAAAUAUGACCAUCAAAUUCACUAGACUCAAGUGCAUUGAUAUAUUCCUACUCUGAUCUUUUAUUGAGUUAACAACAGAUUUAACCACUAAUCUGAUAAUAAGAAUUAGAUAGGUCAGGGAUCUAUGCAUUAUGACAAUCUUCAAAAUUGUAUAGAAACAAAAAAAAUCUGUUCCUACACUACUAUUUAGUGUUGUAUUAAUGCGGUGGCAUAGCAUUUUUCUCAAAUGCAAUCUUGUUUUUUGUCCAUCUUUUUACCUCAGUAAGCUCUAAUUCAUAAGAUAUAAUUUAUCUCUGCUAUGGUGAUAUCUGUGAUAACAAAAUAAUCUGUACGAAAAGUAAACUUUAUUGCAGUUGCACCAUGACCAUGGCGACAUCUUAUGAUAAGAUGAGCUGCAGAAUUUGAAUAAUGUUUUGUCCAAAGAAUGUGCCACAGAAAUAAAGACAGCAGAAAUAACAAGAGCUGUCGGUAGGACAGCAACACUCGACUAUUCUUAGUGCUUGAUUGUAAAAAAAAUGCUUGAUACAGUUACCUCCUCCUGUCUACAGGUUGGGGUCAUGAUGGUGAACAAGAGUGCAAAGUUUCAAAGCCAUAUGUCAAUGGACUUUGAAAAUAUUUGAACUAUUACAAAAACUUUAACGUAAAUUCUAAGUCGAAAAAGGGGCAUAAUUCUGUCAAAAUGCUUGAUACAGUUACCUCCUCCUGUUUACAGGUUGGGGUCAUGAUGGUGAACAAGUGUGUAAAGUUUCAAAGCCAUAUGUCAAUGGACUUUGAAAAUAUUUGAACUAUUACAAAAACUUUAACGUAAAUUCUGAGACGAAAAAGGGGCAUAAUUCUGUCAAAAUGCUUGAUAGAGUUACCUCCUCCUGUCUACAGGUUGGGGUCAUGAUGGUGAACAAGUGUGCAAAGUUUCAAAGCCAUAUGUCAAUGGACUUUGAAGAUAUUUGAACUAUUACAAAAACUUUAACAUAAGAGGUUACGCCGACGCCGACGCUCGGGUGACUACAAUAGCUCUACUUAUUCUUAUCGAAUAGUCGAGCUAAAAACAUGCCACAAUUGGGAAAAACAGCAGAAUUUGGAGCCCGCAGAAACCAGAACUAUCGCUGAAGGCGAUUCAUAUCCCGACCAAUGUCCUUGACAGAAGACGACUUGGAAAGGUUGUUAAGAGAAUAACUUUAGUGGCACAAAUACAUAUACAUAAAAAGAAAUUAUCUCUGGUGGGAAAAAAACAAAUUGUACAGGUAAUAGUAUAAAUAUAUAUUGUCAAAUCAUGUUCAAAACAGUUACAAAUAACCUUUCAUUUUCUCAUUGUACUAAAACAAACAAAAGUAGUGAAGUUAAGAAAAUACCAUAAUUAUGUCAAAAUGUAAUUAAGAGUGGAAAAACUUUGCAUACUGAGCUUACUUGUUACCCUUCCUAUAUCAUAUAAUUUCAAGUGAAUAUCUGUUCUAGUUUCAGAAACAUUUAAUUAUUAAUGGUUAUAUCAAAACAUUUUCUAAGUCUAAAAGGGGCAUAACUUAUGUGUCAUAAUUCAAUGGAAUUGUAUUUUUGUAAUCUGAGCUUGCUUGUAACCAUUCAUAUUAAUUUUAAGUUUCAAGUAAAUAUUUGUUCUGGUAUAAUAAAUUAUUGUUCAUAUUUGUCAUCAUUAUUUUCUUGAAAAAUAUGAGCUUUAUUAUUGGACAUGCUAUCUUGCUUAAACUUCUGCAUAAUGGGGUGCUUGGGAGCUUAUUAUAAGGAAGGGGUAUAUUUCAGAAGCAAUACAAAUUAAUUUACCAAAAUGUAUGUAACUUUAAAUUAAGACAUUUCUUUAAGUGUAGACAAAAGUAAUAAAGCAUAAAAUAUUAUCAAUAUGAUUUAAAUAGUUAUCUAUCAUAAUUAAAUUACAAAACAAAUAGUAAUUUUUUGGCAAUCAAGACAAAGGUUUUAUACAAAUUAAGAACACCUUAACAUUUUGAUGCCAAAAUUAAAUUCAUCUUAUUUUAAAUCUGAAACAAUAACACAGAGCUAUCUAUAGUGCCUUUCAACUUAAUCUUUAAUCUAAAACAGUGGAUGAAAGAAAAUCAAUGCACAAGUCUUAAUUAAAGUUGUAACAUUUUUGUGAAAAAGGAUAAUUACCAGGAGUAAUGAUUAAUUCACUACCGAGCUCUCCAUUGAACACUUUAACAAUACUACACAGUCAUGAGCACAGUCCUUCAACUAACAAAUAAUUCAACAAAACACUGUAAGCAAGAGAAAAAACAUCAAGACAGAGUUUCAAAAUAACCUGGACACAAGAAUCAACUGGAAAGUCAGGUAAAAUUAAUUUGUAACAAGUAUGGGAGCAGGUAUACAAUCAACAGCAAGACAGAGUAAUAAAAGCAGAAACAAGCCUCUUGUUGUUGUAGCCAUAGAUUUUGGAACAGUCCAUUCCGGGUUUGCAUAUUCCUAUAAGGGAAAUGAAAACAACAUAAAGUCAGCAGAACAUGGAGGAAUGCUGCAGGAAGAUAGAGUACCUACAAUAUUGUUAUUGAAUCCAGACAAAACAUUCCAUUCAUUUGGAUACAAAGCACAGACUGAUUUUCAUGAGCUUUCUAAUCGUGACAGAUCCAAAUUUUACUACUUUGAAAACUUUAAAAUGAAAAUAUAUCAAGAAAGUAAAUUUGAAAGAAAAAUGGUAGUUAAAGAUAUUUCUGGUAAACCACUUGAAGCUAUGACAGUUUUUUCAAUAGCAAUAAAACAUCUAAAAGAUGAAGCAUCACAAAUAGUUUGUCAAUCAAUACUUCAACUGAAAGAAACUGACAUUCAUUGGAUGAUAACAAUUCCAGCAAUUUCGUCUGACUCGGCAAGUCAGUUUAUGAGAGAAGCUUCAACAAAAGCAGGAAUUCCAGAGACACAUCUUCGACUUGUCCUUGAGCCUGAAGCAGCAGCUUUAUACAGUACACCACGAAUAAUGACAGAAGCAAUACCGUGUGGGUAUAUGUACAUACUUGCUGAUUUAGGUGGAGGGACAACAGACAUAUGUGCUCAUAAAAUAAUAGAUGGUGGUAAAAUACAAGAGAUAUACCGAACAACAGGAGAAACCUCUGGUGGCAGUGAUGUUGAUGAUUGUUUUAUUAACAUGAUUAAAACUUUAAUAGGAGAAGAGGUUUGGGAUGAAUUCUCAACUACCCACCCAUCAGCAUGUGUAAGCCUUGUUAAUGAGUUUAGAUUGAAGAAAAAAGAGUUUAAAUCACAAACAAAUAAUAUACAAUUGAGAAUGGAAAAUGCUUCGGUGCUUCUCAUAAGAGGGAGAAAAAAGAACUUGAAUCAUAUAGUUAAAAAGUCAAAAUAUGCCAGUAAACUUGAGUAUAAUUAUAUUGAAGAUAGACUUACACUCAACAGAGAGAUCCUGGAAGAAUUAUUCAAGCCAUCAGUUGAUAAAAUCAUCAGCAAGUUGGUUGAAGUACUAGACAAAUGUGAUGACAAUGAAAUGAAAACAAUUAUUUUAGUUGGAGGAUACAGUGAAUCUCCCUAUGUAAGGGAGAGAAUUCAAUCAUCAUUCUGUAACAUGAGAGUUAUCCUUGUAGAUGAUGCUAGACUGGCUGUGUUAAAUGGGGCAGUGAUGAUGGGCUGGAAACCUAAAAACAUACAACGAAGGUCCAGAUACACUUAUGGAUUUGCGUUUCAAUAUCCAUUCAGAGAGGGAAAAGAUCCAGAAAAACUUAGGAUUAAUAUUGAUGGGGACAAUUAUUGUGACUUGAUAUUUCGGAAGAUGAUAGAAAAAGGUCAGAUAGUGGAGUAUGGACAGACAUUUAUAUCUGGAGGGUAUGAAACAGCCACUACAGUAGAAGAAAAACGUGAAGAGCUAUAUGUACAUCUAUAUAGAUCUACCCGUGAAGAUCCUCAUUACUGUAUAGAGGAGGAGGACUGUAGCUUAGUAGGAACAAUAAGAAUUAUACCACCAUCAGGGGGAUGGCCAGAUGAGUGGGAACAUGAUCUACACCUUAUUGUUGGUGAGACUGAGUUAACUGUGAAGGAUUUGAAUCCUAAAACAGGACAAGAAUAUGAAGCACAUAUGGAUUUUCUGUAAUUAAAAACAGAAGGGACCUAAAGAUAGAGAUUGAUAAACAAUUGUUUAUUACUUUCAUUUCUUAAAAUGGUCAUAUCUUUCACAGGAAAACAGUAGAAGUGAUGAAGUAACUAAAUUAUCUCUUAAAUGACCAUUUUAACAUAACAAGAUAGUGAUGUUGAAAUGGAUAUUGCAAAUGAAUUUAUUUUUUUCUCACAAGUACAGUGUUAUAUUUUUAUUACAGUGUUAUAUUUUUACUUGUAAAGUGUUAUGGAAGUAAAGAACAAUACAAUAAAUUUACCUCAGACACAGUUAUUGUUUUCUUUAAUACUUCAUUGUGAUAUUUCAGUUAUCUACCAAGAAACAAGCCAUACAAGACUUGCUAAUGUAAAGAAGAGUUAAAUGAGCAGAUUUUUUUCUUUCCAAACUUUCCUCCCUAGAGAAUGAGAUUGCCCUAAAUAAGUACAGAAAAGAAGUGUAAUUGUAAUUUACCAUUUUAUUGUAUCUUCAAAAAAGAAAUUAUUUACACACAAACUCUUAGUCAGUCAUGGCUAGUCUCUGGCAAAAGAGGACAAAAAUUUGAGUGGUAAUAUUAGACAACAGGUCAGGGCAAAUUACAGAAUGGUAUAUAAUAAAGACCAGGGAGGAGGGUGGUGUUGCAGAAUUUUGGUUC
Messenger RNA from Ruditapes philippinarum (Manila clam), 5964 nucleotides. RefSeq names its product heat shock 70 kDa protein 12A-like. The transcript is spliced from 2 exons. Lineage: Eukaryota; Metazoa; Mollusca; Bivalvia; Venerida; Veneridae. Gene Ontology annotation, molecular function: ATP binding; ATP-dependent protein folding chaperone. The record is from RefSeq and is a predicted model, not a curated record. The coding region runs from base 3579 to 5312 and encodes 577 amino acids.